CGGCAGAAUAAUGGCAUCUUCUGGGGCUCAAACUGGACCCGUGGCACCCGCACUGCAGAGGGGGAUCGUCAAGAUGGUGCUCUCAGGAUGUGCUAUAAUUGUACGGGGCCAACCACGUGGAGGGCCACCUCCAGAGAGGCAGAUCAAUCUCAGUAAUAUCCGUACAGGAGCUCUUGCCCGCCGGGCUGCUGCAUCUCAGCAAGAUGCAAAGGACACCCCCGAUGAGCCUUGGGCUUUUCCUGCCCGGGAGUUCCUGAGGAAAAAGCUGAUUGGAAAAGAGGUUUGCUUUACUGUGGAUUUCAAGUCUUCUCAGGGGAGAGAAUAUGGCAUGGUUUACCUGGGAAAAGAUACCAGUGGAGAGAACAUUGCUGAGUCACUUGUUGCGGAAGGACUGGCCUCACGACGUGAAGGAGUGCGUGCAAACACUCCUGAACAAAGCCGUCUGGCAGAAGUUGAAGAGCAAGCAAGAUCAGCAAAGAAGGGAGUUUGGAGUGAAGGUACAGGAUCUCAAACUGUACGGGACCUCAAAUACACAAUAGAAAAUCCAAGACAUUUUGUGGAUUCCAUGCACCAGAAGCCUGUUAAUGCCAUAAUUGAGCAUGUGAGAGAUGGCAGCGUGGUUCGAGCUCUGCUGCUUCCUGAUUGCUAUCUUGUAACAGUCAUGCUGUCUGGAAUAAAGUGCCCAACCUUCAAACGGGAAGCAGAUGGAACAGAGACUCCAGAGCCCUUUGCAGCAGAAGCAAAGUUUUUCACUGAGUCCCGAUUGCUUCAGAGAGAUGUGCAAAUAAUCUUGGAGAGCUGCCACAACCAAAAUAUCUUGGGCACCAUCCUACACCCUAAUGGAAACAUCACAGAACUUCUGCUGAAGGAAGGUUUUGCCCGUUGUGUUGACUGGUGUAUAGCUGUGUAUACCCAAGGAUCUGAGAAGCUGCGGGCUGCUGAACGCUUUGCCAAGGAGCACAAGACACGAAUUUGGAGAGAUUAUGUUGCACCCACAGCUAAUCUCGAUCAGAAGGACAAGCAGUUUGUUGCAAAGGUGGUACAGAUUCUAAAUGCGGAUGCCAUGGUGGUGAAGCUGAAUUCAGGAGACUACAAAACCAUUCAUCUCUCCAGUAUCAGACCACCAAGGCUUGAAGGAGAAGGAGCACAGGAUAAGAACAAGAAGCUUCGUCCUCUUUAUGACAUCCCAUACAUGUUUGAGGCAAGGGAGUUUCUCCGGAAGAAGCUUAUUGGGAAAAAGGUUAAUGUAAACGUAGAUUAUAUCCGAUCAGCAAGUGCAGCAACUGAAACAGUUCCAGCAUUUCCUGAGCGCACAUGUGCCACAGUGACCAUUGGAGGAAUAAACAUUGCAGAAGCUCUUGUAAGCAAAGGCCUUGCCACCGUGAUCCGUUACAGACAGGAUGAUGACCAGAGAUCCUCUCAUUAUGAUGAAUUGCUAGCAGCAGAAGCCCGAGCUAUCAAGAAUGCCAAAGGCCUACACAGUAAAAAGGAGGUUCCCAUCCACAGAGUGGCAGACAUUUCUGGGGACACUCAAAAGGCAAAACAGUUCCUGCCUUUCCUGCAGAGAGCUGGUCGCUCUGAAGCAGUUGUAGAGUAUGUUUUCAGUGGGUCCAGACUCAAGCUUUAUAUGCCAAAGGAAACCUGCCUUAUCACCUUCCUCCUGGCUGGCAUUGAGUGCCCACGAGGUUCAAGGAACAUGCCUAGUGGAGUACAAGAAGGUGAGCCAUUCAGUGAAGAGGCAACACUAUUCACCAAGGAGUUGGUGCUUCAGAGAGAGGUGGAAGUAGAAGUGGAAGCAAUGGAUAAAGCUGGGAACUUUAUUGGAUGGCUUCAUGUUGAUGGCGUCAAUAUCUCUGUCGCUCUGGUAGAACAUGCACUGUCUAAGGUCCACUUCACAGCAGAGCGCAGUAACUACUAUAAGACACUCUUGGCAGCAGAAGAGGGACCCAAACAGAGAAAGGAAAAGGUCUGGUCCAAGUUUGAGGAGCAACCAGUGGAAGAAGUAGUGACUGUAGUGGAAGAGAAAGAAAGAAACGCUAAUUACAAGCCUGUUCUUGUGACCGAGAUCACAGAUGAAUUGCACUUCUACAUCCAGGAUGUUGAGACUGGGACACAACUAGAAAAGCUGAUGGAAAGCAUGAGAAGUGAAAUUGCCAGCAACCCCCCACUUGAAGGAUCUUUCUCACCACGCCGGGGAGAUUACUGCAUUGCCAAAUAUAUGGAUGGGGAAUGGUAUCGAGCACGGGUAGAGAAGGUGGAAUCUGUUGCCAAAGUCCAUGUUUUCUAUAUUGAUUAUGGGAAUAGAGAAGUUCUGCCUUCCACCCGGCUGGGUCCUCUCCCACAGUCUUUCAGUACACGCACCCUUCCAGCACAGGCUAUAGAGUAUUGCUUUGCUUUCAUCCAAGUGCCCGCUGAUGAAGAUGCUCGGGCUGAUGUGGUGGACAACGUUGUUCGUGACAUUCAGAAUACACAGUGCUUGCUGAAUGUGGAGCACAGUGGAGCUGGUUGCCCACAUGUUACGCUGCAGUUUGCAGACUCCAAGGAAGAUGUGGGCUUAGGCUUGGUGAAAGAAGGUCUUGUGAUGGUGGAAGUUCGCAAGGAAAAGCAGUUUCAGAAAGUGAUUGCGGAAUACGUGUCUGCUCAAGAGUCUGCCAAGGCUGCUCGGUUGAAUCUGUGGCGUUACGGAGAUUUCCGAGCAGAUGAUGCGGAUGAAUUUGGCUAUAGCCGUUAAGGGACGCCAUUCCAAAGAUGAGACCCAGCCAUCUUACGCAGCCAUUUUGCUCUUGUUGCCUGCAGACCCUCCUUAACCUACCCCUGUCCUGCCUGAGCAUAAAAGGUAGGCAUGGGGAGGUUUUUAUGGAACUCGCAGUUGACACCCUGCAGGCUGCACACAGGGGGUAAUCCUGGACAAUAUAAAUACAACUAUUUUAACAUUUACGUCUUUCCCACUUCCAUCUGUCUGCACCCAGAAAAAAAUGUAUUCUACAAUUCUAAAGGCAGAAGCAUACCUAUGGGCUGAAAGUAGUUUUGUAUGAGUUACGUGUGAUUCAGUCCUGCGUCCUGAAAUUGUCCUUUUAACGGUUACUUGUAAUGAUUUUAUCUGUCUUAUUAUUAUCAAAUAUCAUCUGGAAUUUUCCUCCCUUUUGUCCAGGGUCAUAUGUUUUUGUCUUGUGUAUUUAAUGGCUCAAUAAAGUACAGCGUUCUGAUUCCA
Messenger RNA from Xenopus tropicalis (tropical clawed frog), 3211 nucleotides. It is a transcript of the gene snd1, whose product is annotated as staphylococcal nuclease and tudor domain containing protein 1. Gene Ontology annotation, cellular component: cytoplasm; RNAi effector complex. The record is from RefSeq and is marked provisional. The transcript is spliced from 24 exons. Bases 11 to 2731 code for a protein of 906 amino acids. NCBI's taxonomy places the organism in Eukaryota, Metazoa, Chordata, Amphibia, Anura, Pipidae. Gene Ontology annotation, biological process: regulatory ncRNA-mediated gene silencing. Gene Ontology annotation, molecular function: 3' overhang single-stranded DNA endonuclease activity; RNA endonuclease activity.